This is a messenger RNA of Plodia interpunctella (Indianmeal moth), 974 nucleotides long. RefSeq lists its product as uncharacterized. The coding region runs from base 291 to 974 and encodes 227 amino acids. Lineage: Eukaryota; Metazoa; Arthropoda; Insecta; Lepidoptera; Pyralidae. The record is from RefSeq and is a predicted model, not a curated record. The transcript has 4 exons. Gene Ontology annotation, biological process: positive regulation of SREBP signaling pathway.
UCAAACAAACAAGCAAGCUGAAGACUGAGAGAAUUGAGAAAGAGAAACUGCGGUCUGGAAGACUGCGAAGGCACAUUUAUAUGAAAAUACAUUUUGUGGCACUAUUGGCUUAUCGUUAUGGAUAACCUUUUAAAAACUUUAUAAAGUUUUAUUUCAAUACUUGGUUCGUGAACGUUGAUCCGAAAAUAUUUUGUGAUUGAAACCAAUACUUAGUGACGAUAUGAUAACAAAAUGAUACUGGAGAAAGUGUUAAGAAUAAUAAAAUCCAUGCAGUUUUAAACUAAAAGAAAAUGUUCCUAUGUCUCUAUUGUUCCGUAAAUGUCUACAGUAUUUACUAUUCUUGUAAAUCGGAAAAAAAUACUGUUUACACAAUGUGGUAUGCUGCCCUGAUACGGUUUAUUAGGAGACGAUUAGUGUUGGGAAUUAUUUUUGCUUCUUCGUUAACAUACUGCAUUGUCAGCUUUCUACGAGAGGGUAGCAAUCGCAACAUUAUGUAUCAGGAUAUAUCAAUAGAAAGAAAGCCAUUUGUAUGGAGGACCCUUCAGGAACACAAUGAUACCAAUGAUGGUAUUAUGUGUAGGAAUUCAGUGCAAGGGAAAAUGCUUUUAGUUGAUGACAGAGGUUAUGUGUGCCAGAGGACUGAUGUUAUGAAAAAUGGAUGUUGUGACCCAGACUCUGAUCAUACAAGCAGAUACAGCUGUCAGACAUGCAAGGAAAACAAUUGCUGUGUGAUCUACGAGUACUGUGUUGCAUGUUGCUUGGAUCCCAGUAAGAGAGACAUGCUCGAAAUGGUGCUGUCGAAGUUGUCUGCAGAGGAGAACGUAUUGUUCCGAUCACUGACGGACGACUACGAACUGUGCUUAACAAAAUGCCGUACGAGUUCCCACAGCGUGCUGCACGAGAAUUCCUACAAAGACCCAGCGAAUAAACACUGCUUCGGCGAUGAACGGCCGAGAUCGAGAACACCGGAUUAA